GUACUGCGGCUGCGCGGCGGCGGCCCGGGCGCCGUCGGGCUGGGCGGCGGCGGGGACGGGAGCCGGCCGGAGCCUCGGUGCGAGCUGCGCGAGCCGGGCCGCGGCCACCAUGUCGGCGCCGUCGGAGGAGGAGGAGUACGCGCGGCUGGUGAUGGAGGCGCAGCCCGAGUGGCUGCGCGCCGAAGUGAAGCGGCUGUCGCACGAGCUGGCCGAGACCACGCGCGAGAAGAUCCAGGCGGCCGAGUACGGGCUGGCGGUGCUGGAGGAGAAGCACCAGCUCAAGCUGCAGUUCGAGGAGCUCGAGGUGGACUACGAGGCCGUCCGCGGCGAGAUGGAGCAGCUCAAGGAGGCCUUCGGACAGGCACACACCAACCACAAGAAGGUGGCCGCGGACGGCGAGAGCCGGGAGGAGAGUCUGAUCCAGGAGUCGGCCUCUAAGGAGCAGUACUACGUGCGCAAGGUGCUGGAGCUGCAGACAGAGCUGAAGCAGCUGCGCAACGUGCUCACCAACACACAGUCGGAGAGCGAGCGCCUGGCCUCGGUGGCGCAGGAGCUGAAGGAGAUCAACCAGAACGUGGAGAUCCAGCGUGGCCGGCUGCGGGAUGACAUCAAGGAGUACAAGUUCCGGGAGGCCCGCCUGCUGCAGGACUACUCAGAGCUGGAGGAGGAGAACAUCAGCCUGCAGAAGCAGGUGUCUGUGCUCAGGCAGAACCAGGUGGAGUUUGAGGGCCUCAAGCAUGAGAUCAAGCGUCUGGAGGAGGAGACCGAGUACCUUAACAGCCAGCUGGAGGACGCCAUCCGGCUCAAGGAGAUCUCGGAGCGGCAGCUGGAGGAGGCGCUGGAGACGCUGAAGACGGAGCGCGAGCAGAAGAACAGCCUGCGCAAGGAGCUGUCGCACUACAUGAGCAUCAACGACUCGCUGUACACCAGCCACCUGCACGUCUCCCUGGAUGGCCUCAAGCUCAGCGACGACGCCGAGGCCCUUGCCAACGGUUUCGAGCACGGUGCGCUGGCAAAGCUGCCGCUGGACAACAAGACCUCCACGCCCGCCAAAGACGGCCUCACCCCGCCGUCCUCCAGCCUCGUGUCUGACCUCCUCAGCGAGCUCAACAUCUCCGAGAUCCAGAAGCUAACGCAGCAGCUGUUGCAGAUGGAGCGGGAGAAGGUGGGCCUGCUGGCGACACUGCAGGACACGCAGAAGCAGCUGGAGCAGGCGCGGGGGGCCCUGUCGGAGCAGCACGAGGAGGUGAGCCGCCUCACGGAGAACCUGAGCGCUCUGCGGCGCCUGCAGGCCGGCAAGGAGCGGCGGGCGGCCCUGGACAGUGAGAAGGAGCACGACAGCCGUGAGGACGGCGACUACUAUGAGGUGGACAUCAACGGGCCCGAGAUCUUGGCCUGCAAGUACCGCGGGGCCUUGGCGGAGGCCAGCGAGCUCCGGGAGCAGCUGAAGGCCCUGCGCAGCGCGCAAGAGGCCAGCGAGGCCCAGCGUGCCGAGGAGAAGGGCCGGCACGAGGCUGAGAGCCAGGCGCUCAGUGAGAAAGUCUCCCUGCUGGAGAAGGCCAGCCGCCAGGACCGCGAGCUGCUGGCCCGGCUGCAGACAGAGCUGAAGAAGGUGAGCGACGUUGCAGGCGAGACACAGGGCAGCCUGAGCGCGGCCCAGGACGAGCUGGUGGCCUUCAGCGAGGAGCUGGCCAGCCUCUACCACCACGUCUGCAUGUGCAACAACGAGACGCCCACCCGCGUCGUGCUGGACUACUACCGCGAGGGCCCAGCCGGCCCUGGCCGCUGUAGCCCUGAGGCCCGCGGGCGCCGCUCACCCGUCCUACCCAAGGGGCCGCCAACCACAGAGAGCGGGGCUGGGGACAGCAGCCCCUCACCCGGGUCCUCACUGCCCUCGCCCCUGAGCGACCCGCGCAGGGAGCCCAUGAACAUCUACAACCUGAUCGCCAUCAUCCGCGACCAGAUCCGGCACCUGCAGGCGGCCGUGGACCGCACCACGGAGCUGUCGCGGCAGCGCCUGGCCUCGCAGGAGCUGGGCCCCGCCGCGGACAAGGACCGGGAGGCGCUGAUGGGGGAGAUCCUCAAGCUCAAGUCGCUGCUCAGCACCAAGCGGGAGCAGAUCACCACGCUGCGCACCGUGCUCAAGGCCAACAAGCAGACGGCCGAGGUGGCCCUGGCCAACCUGAAGAGCAAGUACGAGAACGAGAAGGCCAUGGUGACCGAGACCAUGAUGAAGCUGCGCAACGAGCUCAAGGCCCUCAAGGAGGACGCGGCCACCUUCUCCUCGCUGCGCGCCAUGUUCGCCACCAGGUGUGACGAGUACAUCACGCAGCUGGAUGAGAUGCAGCGGCAGCUGGCAGCCGCCGAGGACGAGAAGAAGACGCUCAACUCACUGCUGCGCAUGGCGAUCCAGCAGAAGCUGGCGCUGACCCAGCGGCUGGAGUUGCUCGAGCUGGACCACGAGCAGACCCGGCGGGGCCGCACCAAGGCCACCCCCAAGGCCAAGCCCAGCACCCCGAGCCUGUAGAGUAGCUGCCGGGAGGACUCAGCUGCCGGCCUGGUCACAGUGCAGCCCCCCUCCCCUCCCAUGGGCCCACGCAGAGGAAGGAAGGGCGGCCUAAAAGUCCACUUAGAAACAUUUUUGGAUGUGCCACUGCAAUUCUUUUCAAAAUAGCAUUCCCCGAGUUUAUAAUGGCAGAGGAAAAAAGCUUUAAUGUUGAGAAAGCCGCCAGCUGCUGCUUGGAAAGGCGUUUGUACAAGCGCCGAAGAAGUUACUUGGACAGCGACCGCCAGGCUCGCUUAGGAACCCGCUAGAAACACUCACCACUGGGGUCUCCCUAUUACAGAUACUCGUUUUUUAUCUGAUCAACCUGUGCACUUUUGAUAUUUUGAUAUUAUAUUUGCUUCCUUAAUCCCUCGCAGAGAGAUGGUCUCAGAUGCCGUGGUCUGUCUCGUGGUUCUGUAGCCCUCCGUCUUAGCUCCCAGCGUGUUGAUUCACAUCAGCACCUGGCACAGAUGUGUCACUCUAGGCUGUUUAGAUGAAGUCGUCGACCUGGCAAGGAGCUCGGCUAAACUGUGGUUCUGCAGCCUUUUAGAUAAUACGGCAUUGUGGUUCAUGUUUGAAAUUACAGAUUUUAAAUGCCAUGUUCAUUAAGAAAUCCAGGGUAUUCCAAUUCUGGGGCUUUUCAUAUUGUAUUAUUAUUAUUCUUAGGAAUAGUUCAAUGUAACAAGAAGAAAACUUGACCUUUGCUCUGGUUAAACAGUAACGGGCACUUGAAAACAAAGAUAAAUUAUUGAAAUGAGUAGUAUUACCUACAGAUGCCAGAGUUUUCUGGGUUUUAGGACAUUGUGAAGCAUGACCGAUUAACAGAAUUUUAUACAACUGUACCAGUGAAAUUCCAAAUUGGAAUUGUUUUGUUACUCUGGUUGUUGUGCCAAAUUGUGGUACACUUAGAAAAUUCUACAGUCAUUGAUUUUUAGGGUGUUCUAUUUCAACGCCUUUUUGUUAGUAAUCAUUGCCAGUAGUGCCUUCAUCAGGGAAGUGUCCCAGUGUAGUUCGUUCUCGAAGACAGAGAGUGAAGAGCUAGUUGGGAAUGUUGAAGGCUGGUGUGGAUCAGUUGGUGUGAAUGAGCACACACCUUCACACCUGUACCUGGGCAUCUUCACGGGGGAAGAAAAGAGCAAUUGUGCAAAAUUCUGUUAGUCAGUGAUUCUUCACCGUGCAGCUUCAGGGGCUGAGACGAUGAGCGUGAACACAACCCUUGAAUGUGCUCUGGGAACCAGACGGACUGGAUGGACGAGCUAAGCAAGCUGUGUGAACAGCACUCCACGUUUGUGAAGAGCAGGGCGGCAGGGGGCCGCUGUCUGCCUCAUGCGGUGGGGUGAGGGCUAGCCAUGGUAUUCUUUGCAAAUGUGAGAAAGAGACGUUAUGUAUUCUCUUGCUUGGUGUAACUAAUCACUGCUCAUUCCAGGAAACGGGAUUCGCUAAAGCUCCUUAGCAAACCAGGUGUGCAUCCUGUCCGAUUUGCUGAGUGAGGUUGUGCGAAUGGUCAAAUUGGUACUCGCAGAGGAAGAAGAAAAAGUGUGUUCCCUCCUCCAAAAUAAAGGCCAAAUUAUAAUAAUAUAAGUAGCAAGAACAAAAGAAUUCUGUUUCCUGGAAUAAGCGUUUCUUAUUCCUAGUUGUAGGGACCCCUAUUUUUAUCUUCUGUUACAGUGUUGAUUUAUAAGAAAUAAUGUUACAGUUACAAUAACUUCAUCUGUAUGGGGUAUUUAUUUGCAAUGAUGUCUGAGUACUGUAUUUUUUUCUGUGCAUCACCUUAGUGUCAGAAUGUUGUCUUUAUUUUAAGAUCAUAUGCAUGUUCUCCUGCCAAGGAACCUCUACACAGACCCAAACAAACAAACAAAAA
Ceratotherium simum simum (southern white rhinoceros) is the source of this 4406-nucleotide messenger RNA. RefSeq names its product BICD cargo adaptor 2 (gene BICD2). The record is from RefSeq and is a predicted model, not a curated record. Gene Ontology annotation, molecular function: dynactin binding; cytoskeletal adaptor activity; dynein complex binding. Gene Ontology annotation, biological process: protein localization to Golgi apparatus; microtubule anchoring at microtubule organizing center; retrograde vesicle-mediated transport, Golgi to endoplasmic reticulum. Gene Ontology annotation, cellular component: cytosol; Golgi apparatus. Lineage: Eukaryota; Metazoa; Chordata; Mammalia; Perissodactyla; Rhinocerotidae.